AACGGACGAAGCCGUCUGCGAAUGGUUCGCUCCCUCUCGUCGUCUCCGUGCCCUACUCACCCCGAACAAUUACCGGUAUCAUGCCAAUCAUCUCCCCCACGCUGCUUUCUCAAUACCCCCACUAAAGCAGAAUCUAAACACCGCAAAGUGGAAACCUGCCCGGGUCGACAGCAAUGCGCCCAUGUCACAAUUUGAUUUAUAUUUAAAUAAAGAUAUCAAAUUGGCUGGAAAUGUGACUCCAUGCUUCCAAACUAGACGAUUAUUUUAAAAUACUGAGGGGUGUUUUGCAGAUUUUUUCCUUUAUUUUGUGAUUGUUUCUAAGUUUUAGCGUGGUGAGAAAAGUUUGUCAAGAUGACGACUGGAAUGGCAAUACCGCGAGUUAAACUUCAGAAUACCAAUCCCCUAACUCUAGACGAAAGAAUGGCAUAUGGUAACAUUCCACGUUGGAUCGCAGAGGGCGUCGAGAUCAGAGCAGUCAAUAUACCCCAAGCAAACUACGCAAAACAACUGAGAAUGUUACCACCUCUUCAUUCUGGUCAUGGGUCUGGGAUCGUCAAGUAUGGGGCGGCACCCCGACAGGAGUCCUACGUCAGACCGGUACCUCUUCGCUCUCCCUGGAAGGGAGAAGUAGGAGAAGGGUUAACCGCUUAUGUAUCAAAGAGCCAGAACGCCGCGAUGGACGGUAACUCUCCCUACAUCACCUAUGCUUCAUAUCAGAUGAGCCCACAGAAUAGACGGUCAUGGAGGGAGAACUACUACAAUCAACAUGCUAAACAAGGUUUUAAAUUCUGGUUGGAAGAGAAACAACCUAUCUCAAGAUCGCAAAAAUACACAUUUGGGACAUACAAGACCCAUCUUGGACUCGGGAACGCACCUAGAAAUUGAGAUCAGUGUAGUCCAGCAAUCAAUCGGUUUGGAAGCAUUGGGCCUCAAUAAUCUGAUUUUAUAGGCCCGAGUUUUAAGGUCCAUUAUUAUGAUUGUGUGCUGUGAAAAUAGAUAUAUUAUGUAUUUGAAGGUGAAGCACACUCUAUAAAUAUACUAUUGUAACAGCUAUUUCAUUUGCAUGCAACACUCGUUGUAUAUGGCGAAAUGUGAAAAAAAACAUGUUUGCCGAGGCGGAUCUCGAGGAGGGGGCGACCUGUUACGGCAUUUAAUCUUUGGGGCAGAACAGGGGAAAUUAAAGCUCCAUCCAAAAUAUAUUCAACAACAUAUAGUUAAUAUGUACAUGUGUAUAUUCUUUUUUUCUCUCUUUGAUUAGACGAAAUGCAAUUUUACCUCUGUAAAUACCCAAAACAUAAGAUUGGACAUUAAUUCUGAGAUCCGCCUAUCCUGAUAUAUCUUUUCAAAAGGAGCCGCAGGUCGGUUUCAUUCAUAAUUCAUAUUUGAUAACAAAUAUGAUCUGUAAUUUUUAUGCAUACUUUUGCUGUUGAAAAUGGUGAACAAACAUUCGAUUCUCAACAAUUCUUUUAAGAGGCAUUAUUAUCGUAUAAGGAUAUGUGUAAGCGGUGCAUGAGAUGCCAUCUCCCUGUAUGCACACUCAUCUUUUUUUAACCAACACCUAGAAGUUGGUUAUAAUAAGAACCGACCAACUGUUGGUAAAAAAAGCCGAUUCAUUUUGCAUUUACAUUUAACCGACGGUUCAUAUUUGAACGAACUUAUAGGUUCUUUAAAGAAAAAUCAGAAAGAUUGUACUAUAUACUUUUGGUUCUGAGUGGCGUGUCGUCACGUAAGCCCGUCAUUUAUUUCUAAAGGCCACAAAAUUAAUAACUUAUUCAUCCAAAUAUUUUGAUCGACAUUAUGUCAUGUUUAAUUUUGAAUCUAAAGUUUGAAUUAAAAGAAAUGCGGUAUUUGCAGUAUCCUUGUAAUGAUACAGUUAUGAAAAAGAAAUAAUAAUUAAUUGAUGUUUUAUGAUAGAGGCUCUACAAAAUUAAGAUGUCGGUGCAAUUUUCUAAUGAGUGGCAUUGCAGCUGGUUAAAACUUUUAUUGUUAUGUUCAUGCUGCAUGUGGUUUCCGUGAUGUGCUAUUUUCUUUAUUGCUGGCGAAGAUUUUUUAAAUAUAUUUUUUCUUUCUCAGAAAUUUAUUUUUCUAAAUGUGUAAAAAGACAAUUCAUUCUUGGUUAUCAUUUGAAAUGUGUAAGCAUGACUUGUUGGUGAAAAUGAGAAAAAAUGAUAAAGAUAGACUUAUUACACGAAGUUUUGCAAUUAUUUCCUUACUUUUGUACUAUCAUAUACUUUUGUGCAACAGCCCAAAUCAUUUGAAACAUCCGACGAACAAUAUGAUAUAUAUUAGGAUAUUAUUCAAGUAAAAACUACACAAAGAAACAAAGACAAAGACAGACGUCAAAGGACUGAGAAAUGUCUUUGUGUACUAAAUAACUGUCCAUUUUCUUUUUCAAAACACAAACCACACCAAAAUGAAGUCGUACAUUUAAAACAAUCAAUUAAAACCGAUAAAUUACAAUCGCAGCUUUAAAAACGUAAUUUUGGUGUAUUUGCGGUAUCAAAGUAAUAUAAGCUUUACAUAUUUGUGAAAGAGGGUGCGAUUCAAAUACAUAAUUUGAUGUUAUGUUUUAGGAUCAUUGUAUUUGUAUAAUUAUACUACCGAAAUUCUUAAAAUGGAUAAAAAAUGCAUAUCGAAAUCAUGAUGAUUGCACUUUAUGUGGUAAGGUCUCUUUAGCGACCAUCAGGGAAUUUAUUUUGUCUUCUUGUACAUAAUUUUGUCAUGUUCAUUAAUUUGAUAAAACUCAAUUGUUCUCUUUCACUUG
This is a messenger RNA of Lytechinus variegatus (green sea urchin), 2764 nucleotides long. RefSeq lists its product as uncharacterized. NCBI's taxonomy places the organism in Eukaryota, Metazoa, Echinodermata, Echinoidea, Temnopleuroida, Toxopneustidae. The record is from RefSeq and is a predicted model, not a curated record. The transcript is spliced from 5 exons. Bases 352 to 885 code for a protein of 177 amino acids.